Molecule: messenger RNA, 611 nt
Organism: Rhagoletis zephyria (snowberry fruit fly)
Lineage: Eukaryota; Metazoa; Arthropoda; Insecta; Diptera; Tephritidae
Source: RefSeq, a predicted model, not a curated record
UUAGCAAAAUGAUGCCAGGCGCGACACUUGUUUGGUUGAAUUUGAUCUUCGUGCUGUACUGUGUUUUGGCAGCCGCGGAGAAAGUAAUGCGCCCCAAUUUCAAGGAAGUCAAGGUUUGGAGUGAUGAGAAGCAUGUUUCGCAUAAAAUGUCCUUCGAUCCGACAGAUCCGCAUUUGAAUUUUACGCUGCACGUGUUGAAGGACCUCCAAGACGUCGAUAUCCAUACAGAGAUUCGUUUCGUACAGAAAAACGAUCCAACUUAUCAUUUCAUGACAAACACCACUAUGAAUUUGUGCCGUCUAUUCAGUUGGCGUAAUCUAUCACCGAUUGGUUCACUCAUUUAUAACUAUUUGAAUCAGUAUGGAAAUUUGAUUGAGAAAUGCCCGAUUGUGAAGGGUGAAUACUACAUACAUAAGUUCUGGUAUCCCGAAGAUGCCACAGUUUCCACGCUGCCCGAAGUGGAUUUCGAAAUAAAUUUCGCAGCCUACCAUUUGGAUGGUAAAAAACGUGAGCUGAUCAUAAAUGAUCGUAUAAUAGGCGAAGGAGUGGUACAAGAAGUGAGCAAUUACAAACCUGGUCUCCUGGCAAUGCUGCCCAAGGCGGGUUAAGUG